Xylaria bambusicola is the source of this 1704-nucleotide messenger RNA. RefSeq lists its product as uncharacterized. The coding region runs from base 462 to 1508 and encodes 348 amino acids. The transcript is spliced from 3 exons. The record is from RefSeq and is a predicted model, not a curated record. Lineage: Eukaryota; Fungi; Ascomycota; Sordariomycetes; Xylariales; Xylariaceae.
GUCCAUGCAAGCGAGCAAAGUGUCCUCCUUCGUGCCACCAAUUUCCAAGGCAUGUCGUACUAGUUUGAUCUAUUCCAACAAGUCAAGCCAGCAGCGAGUCGUUCGUGUGAGACCUGCCUGUCUUGAUCAAUUUCCUGGACAGAAGGAGUAUACAGCCCCUAUUCUUGCCACGCGGUGUGUCGUGUCCAUAGGUACCACAAUGUCAACUGCACAGGAGUGGAAAGGAUAUUAUCACGUCAAGAACUCCUGCGCUUUCCGCUUACUGUGUCCUCCAGUAUACUUGAGAGAUAUUUACUUAUUAGCCGCAUCACCUUAAAACAAGCCCUAUACUUAAGGCGAGGCAUACCGUAUCUAGUUUCACUACCAUCCCAUUCUAGUGGUCGAGACGCGUUGCUUCGUCUUGCCAGUUACAUUGCGGUACACUUUCGUAGCAACACAUAAGGCUACGGUUUUCAACGGCCAUGACAGCACCGCUGCUUCCCCUUCAGUCUACUUCAGCAAACCGCUCGACGUGUCGCGUGGCUGUCGCUAUCAAGUGUAUCGGUGUCUUGUUUGUGCUAUGGGGUAUCGCUAGCUGGGUGCGGCUCUCAGGGCCUUUGAUGGCCUCACCAAGUCCGCUCGACGACAACGGGACCACUACAUUGGUUAUAGAUGGUGAGGUGGAGUAUUUAUCUUCUACCGGCCGGCCGGGAGCGCUUGAGAGCGCUGUGCCCGUCAAAGCCUCCUCGACCGUAAGGAAACAUACGGAUCGUGUUGCAGUGAUUAUUGAGGAUAGGCCGCUGGGGAACCUGGUCCCCAUUCUACUACACUUUCACUCCGUGCUCGGCCCCGAGUGGCCCAUCAUCCUAUACACCUCACCCCCAACAUCCGAGACGCUGCUCACCUCGGCAUCCCUCGCGCGCGCAGUAGCCUCCGCGAGCAUCGAAAUCCGCCACCUGCCUCCCGAAACAACCUUCUCCUCGCACGCCUCCGUCUCGCAGUUCCUCACCUCCCGCUUCAUAUGGACCGAUCUGGCCCCGUACCUCAAGAUCCUGCUGUUUCAGACCGACAGCAUCCUCUGUUCAGCAUCACCUCGCCACAUCGACGAGUUCCUGCCCUAUGACUUUAUCGGCGCGCCCAUCCUUGCGCGCUUCGGCACGGGCUUCAACGGCGGCUUGUCCCUGCGGAACCGCGAGCUUAUCCUGCGCGUGCUCGAUCGUUGGGACUUCGCCGUGGAUAGCGCCGCCGAGGACGCGCCGACGGAAUGGAAGUUCGAGGAUCAGUGGUUUUACGCGCGCAUGCGCGAACUUGGGGAGGACCCAGAGUUGAGGGGCGAGUUGGGCGUCAGCGUGGAUCUGCCCGAUCAGCAGGUCGCGGCGAGCAUGGCUGUUGAGACGAUUUGGGUUGAUGGUGCGAGACCGCUGGGUUUUCACCAGCCGCAACGAUGGCAGAGCCAGCAUAUUGACGAUAUCAUGGAGUAUUGUCCCGAGGUGGGCAUGAUUGCUGGGUCGAGUUUCUUUGGUCGGUAGACGAUGGGAUCCUGCUCUGGAGAUGCUUGCCUGUCGUUUUCUUGUAUACGUUUAAUGAGUAAUUGGGCAUGUGUUUAUUGUUUCCCGAGUGAGCUGCUAGUCUAAACUUAUCAAAGGGAAUCAAUUCUGAUUUACAGUUUUCUAUCUUAUGACGCUAAGAACAUCAGUGCUACUUGUGAGAUAUAGAUGAGGUUUC